Molecule: messenger RNA, 1048 nt
Organism: Ectocarpus siliculosus
Lineage: Eukaryota; Phaeophyceae; Ectocarpales; Ectocarpaceae
Source: the annotation of a GenBank genome assembly
CCCUCCUUGUUCAAAAGGGGACGGGAGGUGGCGCUGAAUGCGGGAAUGUCUACGGUCGGCGGCGAGCCCGUCCUUCUCCACAAACUGCGACUCAUAGCUCGGGGGCUUGUUUCAAAGGACUACAGAGGUCUAUAUGUCGAGACCAGAACCCCAAACGCCCAAAAGCCACCAGCCCGGCUAUCGAGGGGAUCGCCAAGGUGGAGCCGAAUCAUCGUCUUGACGCUUGUCGUCUCAGCCAUCCACACGAGCCUCGCGGAAAACAACAAAACUUCGGAGGCUUCGGAAUUGACGUGCGCGUCCAGCGAGCCGCACUUCGUUGUCAAGGUUGCGAUAGUUGUCCUGAUGCUGGGGCUUUUCUAUUGGGCCAACCGGAUUUUCGACAAGCUCGAUGAAGCCAGCUACGCCAGACUUUCCCGUGCCCUUUCGCGCCGGGCACACGCGCGACAGAGAGCUGGUUGGGCAAGAAGACGUUGAACGCGUGACAACAACGGGCUCGCCCUACAGUGCCUGUUCUAGACUCUUUUCCGUUGAUUCGCUUUUUGUCGUGCUGGGUUGGCCGGCCCUGCAUUUCCUUGAAGGAGCCUUUUGCGUACGAAAAAAUCGUUGUUAUGGCCGUGACACAAGUUCGAGGGGGGACUACAUGCUGGCGUAGGGGUUGGGAGGACCCCCCACUGUUCUGGGACAUCACGGGGCCAUGCGUUUUUUCGCUUUGGUGAGAUGCCAACCCGCCACAUUUUGGGGGCUGGGCAGGACCCGAAAUCAGAGCGUGAUCGGGUAGAGGAGGGUCACGACCAGGCGAAGAAGCCAAAGCACCGACAACAGUUGGACACAAUUCCCGAACGAGCCAUACUCCCGAAGGGGUUGUACUGCCGUACGAGCAGUGACACCGACACAUGGGCCAUGCUAUCGGGAAUCAGUGAAUAUCGGCGGAAGACGGAGUAUCCCACCCGAGACGGAGCCCGGGACAGAUGAGAUGAGCCCACCAAAAGCCAACAAAUACUGGCAUGUGUCCAGAAGUCGCAAGAUCACAAGAGCGGCCGUUGGAGUC